CGGACACACCCAGUCUCCUCUCUUCCUGGUUCCGGGCUGGCUACUUAUUUCCCGCCAUUUCCAGCUCUUCGUGAGUAGAGAAUGGAUUGGUUUCAUUGCAACCAGUGUUUCCGAAAAGAUGGGGCACAUUUCUUUGUCACCAGCUGUGGCCAUAUUUUCUGUAAAACGUGUGUGACUCUGGAAAAAUGUGCUGUUUGUGGAACUGCCUGCAAGCAUCUAGCUCUUUCUGAUAAUCUGAAACCUCAGGAGAAAAUGUUCUUCAGAAGCCCUGUGGAGACCGCUUUGCAGUAUUUUAAUCACAUCUCUCAGGUGUGGAGUUUCCAGAAGAAACAAACAGAUCUCCUCAUCGCCUUUCAAAAGCAUAGAAUCACGAAGUUGGAAGCAGCCAUGCAAGAAGCACAGCAAACAAUGGCCAGCCAGGACAAAGAGCUGUCUAUGUUAAAAAAGGAGAAUGGAGAGCUGAAGAAAUAUCUGGCCCUUCUAAAGGAAUCUCCAAGUCGGUACCAAGGAAGCAGGUUGACCACACCCCGACCAGUGGGCAUUACUUCCCCAACACAGUCAGUGACUCCUCGGCCCAGUUGCCAUCAUAGUAGCCAAGUGGUCAGUCGAUCUUCCUCAGUGGAGUCCAUCCCUUACAGAGUGGCUGACUUUGGUAGCAUAGGACAAGGCAGAGGCCUGCAGGGAAGGAGCACUCCCAGAGACUCUUACACUGAAACCCCUUCCCCAGCUUCAUCUCACAGUCUUUCUUACAGGCCUUCAUCUGCCUCCUCUGGACAGGGGAUUUUUUCUUUCAGAUCAUCCCUAACUGGGGACUCAGGCCCCUUCAGAGUCCGCACUCCUAACAGUUCUGGUCCCAGGGAGGGCAGAGCCACACAGGACAGUCUUCCUGGUCUCCAGCUACCAGCCCUGCAGACUCUCUACCAACAGAGGCAGAUGGGAUUAGCCAGGGGGAAUGAAGCAUGGAGCACUUCGAGAUAGAGCAUCUUCAAGAUCUGGCCUGCAAGCACUACUGAAGGGUGGACUGGAGCAUCCUGUACCCACUAGGGGAGAUGGCCUCGGAUAAUGGACCCUCGCUUUGUUUCCUGGUUUCAUUCUGCAUCUUUUCUGUCUUUACCCUACACACCCUGUGUUACCUCCCAGGAAAGUGGCCAGGUUUUAUGCAUGGCCAGGGCUUUAAGAAAAGUUUGUAUCACUCCCAGAAGACAUAUGUAGCUCCCUUCAUUUUCUGUAACUUCCAACUAAGGUUGUUAAAAUAUUCUUGCCAUCAUGCUUGAGCUGGGUGUGGGGGUAAUAAACUCA
Messenger RNA from Oryctolagus cuniculus (rabbit), 1299 nucleotides. RefSeq names its product ring finger protein 212B (gene RNF212B). Gene Ontology annotation, biological process: homologous chromosome pairing at meiosis; protein sumoylation; reciprocal meiotic recombination. NCBI's taxonomy places the organism in Eukaryota, Metazoa, Chordata, Mammalia, Lagomorpha, Leporidae. The record is from RefSeq and is a predicted model, not a curated record. Gene Ontology annotation, cellular component: synaptonemal complex. Gene Ontology annotation, molecular function: SUMO transferase activity.